UCCGAGGCGCCGUUAGUUAUGACCGAUACGCAGUUGUUCAGUGUUGCGCCAACGGCCGCGCGGUGAACGUUACGUCGAGGAUCGGUUUCGCUCCUCGCUCCACAAUCUUCUCCAAUUUUCCGACCGUUCUUCGACGUGUUCACACCGAAUCCCGUCAACUCGAACACACUCGCGUCAACGCCGUGUCUCGAUCCUCCAACCGUGUGGAAGACAUCGAACACUUUAGGGGUAGCUGCAUCCCCUAAUCUCGGGAGAGGACCAGGCCUAGAGGACGGACAGUGAUCAGACUGAAUCCCCAGCGGACUGAAUCGGCUGAGAAAGAAUCGGAUUCAGUGACAGAAACGACGAUCGCAGAACUGUUCCAAUUGUCCGGUCGAUUAGAUAAAUGUCAUCGAAUCCUGGAAACCAACGGCGCAUGGAGUUCCCUGGAAGACCGGUGCACAGGGACUCAACGUUUCAUUGAUAAACCCGGCUGACUGCGAUGUUCCUGCGCGGCGGCCGAUUCAGUCUGUAGGUGUGACUGCUCGUUGCCACACAUUCUUGAGCCUCCGAUGGCCUGCCUUGGGCGAGAAUAACCGGCAGGACGAGGGACGACGACGGGGGACGCUCGGUCAGCUUGGUCUUCGCGAGAUGAAGAGACGGAGAAAAUAAAAGAUGCUGAGAUUCGGAUCAAUACUGGGCCUGUUGGUCCUGAUGUUCGUCACGAGGAUCUCAUCUACGAAUCGCUGUCUGACGAUGCUCGAUGAGCCCACUUCUCAGAGAUCGGUCCGCAUGGACAACGCGGAGGUGAACAUUACCUUCGAAGUUUCCCGUCGAGUGACUCAAAGGCUGUCCUCGUGGAUCAUGAAGAUCUUCUUAACGGAGGUGGUGGGAUACCGUAAAGUGAAUCUUGUGGAAAGAGACGAUAAUUUUCUACUGGAAGAUACCUUCGUCAGAUUAUACAACGGGCCAUUUGAGGUUCUACAGAAGGGAGGAUCUUCCUCAUCGUCCAUGGUGAAUAUGGAGGCGUGGAUCCCGCCGCAGGUAGAUCCGGCCCCCUUGCUGACAGCUUACAAUGUGAAGGACCUAGGAUCCGUCGCUCCGCCAGGUCAUUUCGGUUGGUUCGUGCCGCAAUCUCUGUCCAGACGAGGUGAUUCUUGGGCGACGCUCGCUAAACCGGAGACAGCGGCUCGUUUCGACGUAGACGAGGAUACCUUGUCUAUGAUCAAGAACCAAACCGUGGACCAGAGAACCGACUCGCAUUUCUGCAACGAGACGUACUGCCUGCAGGGAAUGUACAUUCCUGAGCAGUGUCAGGGUCAGCAAUCCUGCGCCCUGCUGCUCGCCAGUCACCCCGACGUCACUGAAUUCGUCAAGACCGACAUCGACGCGAUGAAGCUGUACGUGAAGGUCGCGUGGGUCGGGUAUAACCUGAAGCAACUGACCGAGACCUUGACCACCGAGUAUGCGGAGCGUGCUAAGAAAUCGAUGACACCGAUUAAUAGCAGGUCCUUGGUGAUUCUUCACUGGACGCCCAGCGACAUCGUGCCAAACGAGACGGACUUCGUGGAGAUCGAUUUCCCGCGGUGCGGCGUGCUGCCCUUCGAGGCCAGCUGCAGCUACGAGUCGAAUCGGUUGACAAAACUGACCUGGCUGAUACUAGAGUUCAAAGCCAAGCCGGCGUUCGACGUGAUCAACAAAGCGUCGUUCUCCGAUGAACAUUACAGGGACCUGAUCGAUCGUUACAACAAACACUUCGGGGACAUGAGCGAAGAGGGCAUCGCUUGCGACUGGUUGAAGGAUAACCUGAACUACACCUUAGAGAAAUGGCUACCUGAACCGGUUAGAAAAGUCCUCUACAUCGGCGGCAUAUUCCCGUUGAGCGAGUCCUUUUACUCUGGCAGGUCGAUCUACAAAGCUGCAUUCAUGGCCAAAGAGGCUAUCAACGCGAACAAGACUGUUCUUAAGGACUACGAUCUAGAUUUGCUGAACAACGACGGACAGUGCAGAUCGGACAAGGUGCUGAAGCUCUUCAUCUCUUACGUCAUGAGCCCUAAUUACGAGAAUUUCGUCGGUGUCCUAGGACCCGCUUGCUCGGAGACCGUUGAACCUUUGAUUGGGGUCUCGAAGUAUUAUAAGACUGCGGUCAUCAGCUACAGCGCUGAGGGGUCUAGCUUUAACGAUCGCUCCAGAUAUCCGUAUUUCUUCCGGACGAUCGGCGAGAAUAAGCAGUACAAACAUGUUUACCUGGAGUUGUUCAAGAAACUUGGCUGGCGAAGGGUGGCGUCUUUAACGGAGGAUGGACAGAAGUACACCGAAUACAUAUCCUACAUGCAGGACAUACUCAGGGAUAAUGGGAUCUUGUUCGUGGCGAACGUGAAGUUCCCCAGGGAACGAGAUGCUGAUGGCAUGACCAAGUAUCUGCACGAUCUGAAGCAGAAAAAGGCGAAGAUUAUCAUCGCUGAUGUGAACGAUCAAAUAGCCAGGCAAGUGAUGUGCGAGGCGUAUAGGUUGCAGAUGACUGCCGUUCAGGGUUACGUUUGGUUUCUACCUCUCUGGCUUCGUCCCCAAUGGUACGAUACCGAUCGCUACAACAAAAAUGGCGAGAAAGUGCCGUGCACCACGUCGGAAAUGAGCAAGUCGAUCAACGGUCAUUUCGGUAUCACACAUGCGUUCUUCGCUCCCGAUGACGACAUUAUGCAAGAGGGUAUAACUGUCCGGCAGUGGCGCGACAAAUACGAGCAAAAAUGCAGAGAAAGCAAUCAACCACCCUCCAAUUAUGCUGGUUACGCGUAUGACGCAAUGUGGACGUACGCGUACUCCAUCGACAAACUACUUAAGGAGAAAGAAUCUUACGUGUCCGAUCUUCACAGUAAUGAGACUAUCGAGCGGCUGACAACUAUCAUUGGCGAGAUGAAUUUCAAUGGGGUGUCAGGGAGAAUCAAUUUCCUAGGAGGCCCAUCGAGAUACUCCGUAAUCAAUGUCGUUCAAUACAUUGAUAACGAAACUCGAGUGGUCGGCAACUUCUAUCCCAAUGUCUCGGAAAAGAAGCACGAAGUAGUGGGCGGCAGAUUGGACAUGAAUAUCUCCGCCAUCGUUUGGUUAUCGCAUCAAGUGCCCGAUGACGGUUCACCUCAAAGAUGCAUGAUAGCAGGCUUUGCGGACGUGUUGAACGUUUCCUGCGAAGUGGCCUUCGUCAUCCUCAUCAGUUCCUUCGGCAUUGGUUUCCUAUGCAUCAUAUUGAUCGUUGGUUUCAUGAUUGUCAAGAGAAAGUACGAGGAGAAAAUGAAACUUCACGAGAAGUACAUGAAGUCUCUAGGCCUGGAGUACUUGACUCAAUUGGAUGGUCCCGAUUUGGAUAAAUGGGAGAUCCCUAGGGAGCGAGUGGUGAUCAACCGGAAGUUGGGCGAGGGUGCUUUCGGCACUGUGUACGGUGGUGAAGCUUUCUUCUCCGAAAAGGGUUGGCUAGCCGUGGCCGUGAAAACAUUGAAGGUUGGCAGCUCCACCGACGAGAAAUUGGACUUCCUCAGCGAGGUGGAGGUGAUGAAGAGGUUCGAACACAAAAACAUCAUCAAACUGUUAGGUGUCUGCAUAAAGGGCGAACCCGUGUUGACUGUAAUGGAGUUCAUGCUUUAUGGAGACUUGAAGACUUACCUGCUGGCCCGGAGACACCUCGUGAACGAUCACAGUUACGAGGAUUCCGAUGAAAUUUCCAAUAAAAAGUUGACCUCAAUGGCGUUGGACGUGGCUAGGGCACUUAGCUAUCUGGCACAGUUGAAAUACGUCCACAGGGACGUAGCUUCCCGUAAUUGCUUGGUGAACGCCCAACGCAUUGUGAAGCUUGGUGACUUCGGGAUGACGAGGCCUAUGUACGAGAAUGAUUACUACAAGUUCAAUCGUAAAGGAAUGCUACCAGUAAGAUGGAUGGCGCCAGAAUCGCUAGGCCUCGGGGUCUUCACUCCAGCCUCGGACGUCUGGUCCUACGGUGUCUUGCUCUACGAGAUCAUCACAUUCGGUAGUUUUCCAUUCCAGGGGAUGAGCAACAACGAAGUUUUGACUCAUGUGCAGAAUGGAAAGUCGCUAACCGUUCCUACAGGUGUCAGGAUGCAGCUGGAGAAUCUGAUGUAUUCCUGCUGGAACAGAGACCAUACAAAAAGGCCAACAGCUCCGGAGAUCGUCGACUUCCUGGCUAUGAAUCCUCGCAUUCUGUCGCCGUGUCUGGACGUCCCCAUAGCCAGCGUGCAGAUAGACCAUACCGGCCAGUUCGAUUUGCAGAUCGACAACAUCCUCAGAAGAAAGUUCUCGUUAUCCUGGCCGCCUCAAACGAACACGCGUUCCUCCACUUCAGCCUCUAGUCCCACGGAAAUCCCAAGUCCUCCUCUGCUAGAUAUAAACUGCCAGGACGACAAGAACCAAGAGUGUCUCUUAGGCGAUGUAAUCAGCGACCUAGAAAGUUCGAAACCGUUAUUAAUGAAUUCCGGUGAAUCGUCUUCGGGGCCAGGAGUCUGUCUUCAGAACUUCAAGCGAAACGAGGAGGAGGGGCCUAGGUACGUGAACAUCCAGCCAGGAAUGGCGAACGAUCACUCAAAGAGAAACAACAGCGCUGGGACCAUUCAGAUGGAAGAGAGGAUCGCCAUGUUGCCGGAGAAUAGGAACUCAGAGGACGUGUCGAUUCUUUGACAGCAGCGGCAACGGGUGAUUUCCAGACAGAAAUCGACGGUGUAUCUCCGCAGGCGCGCCGAAGGCAUAUUUGGAAAAUAUGCGAAACGGUCGUACAGGAAGACCAGCGUCUAACGCUGACUGGUUUCCGAGAGGUAUUCGCGAAUUGAACUUCCAUCGAACUUCUACCAAAUUGACCCGUACUGUCGGAAUAAGACUAAGUUUUAGGAUGCCUUGAUGAAGAUCACGGCAGUGGUUAUAAUUCUAGUUUUAUUUUCUUCGAUAGUAUAAUUGUCUAGAGAGAACAAUGUUCGAACACCUUGUGUGCAGGCGCAAGAGUUUUUGAUGUAUUCGAUUCGAUUCUGAAAAUCGUGAUGAAUUUGGUUUUCUUGGUCGGAUGAUGUAGAUCCGUUGUUGACCAAUAGUGCUCGUAAGUGGGCCAUAUGUGGUUGUUUUCUUUUCUAUGGUGUUGUAGAUAAAGAAUGGAGGAAUAGAUUGGAUUGUAGUUGAAGAUUAGAGGAUGUGGAGUGAAAGAGGCUCCAGAGUUAAUUUUGUGCUGGUUCAUUAGGAGAUUAAUGUCCUGCCCAUUAGUCGAGAAACGGGUUUAGAGGGAACAGCAGGUACCAGUGAAGAAAACGAACCAAUAUUGCAAUAAUCGGUGCAGUUUUCCUUGAGGAGGGAGAAAAUGCAGGAACUGACUUCGUACAUUUUCGCUCAAUCCACUUUUGAGACUGAUACAUGUAGGAACAUUAGGUUUGGGUUAGUAAUCCAUGACGCGAUGGUAAUGGAGAAAGUAUUUGAGAAAAAUGUUCUUCCAUUUCAAUUGACGCGUAAGCGUAUCGAAUCAUUUUUAUUUAUUUGAGUGUAAGACGCUUUACAUUGUAGAUCCUUUUAAAAUUGUUCUACGACUGUUGAGCAGUUACUAGUUAGAAAUGAUUAAAGGUGGAUUCUAGAUGGGGAUCCUAAAAAUAUGGGAAAUUAUUGGAGGAUCAAUUCUAUACGAUAAGAUUUAAUAUUGCAGUGAUUUUUCAUCACGUUUAUUUAUUUCGAAUGAGUGUUUGUGUAUUUGUAUUUUCGUGUACUUACAAGCAGGAAAUAGAAGCAAGUAUCUAUGCAUUUACUUGAACUAUGAGUGCAUAAAAUAUACUAAAACUUCAGCUAACGAUUAAGGAAUCCUACAUUUCAUUCCUUGUUUAGUAAACUAUGUAAUGAGUUACACUAGUUUCCUUAAUUUAAUAGCCUAUGGAAUUAAUAAUUUCCAUGUAGACCCGCAAUUCAAGUAUUAUGUUUGUGAGUGUAUGUAAACGUCCCGUGGAAAAAAUGACCGUAAUAUUACGAUAGCAAUAGUUAAGCUCUAUUAGUAAUGAUCGAAUAGAAUUUUCUUCGAACCUUUCAAUUCCCAGAACGAAUUCUCGAAAAAUCUCCCACGUUUUUAGUGUGACCACAGAGAAACAACUUCAGAAUCCCUUUUAUAAUCCUGAAACGAUCAAAAAAGCAAUUCAAUAAUAUCAAAUCACUUUCUCCAAGAUCAAAAACAUUCAUUACUUCCGCGUCGACGCAAGAAUAAAAAUGGCAGCUUCAGUUGACUGUUCCGUAUUUCACUGUAAAAUAAUACGAAUUCGUUCAAUUCCAACCCAACAUGGCGACGAAACCGAUUUUCGAGGUCAGUUGCCGGUGUGACCAAGCUUUUACGAGCAAUUACACGUGAGAUAUCGGGAUUUUACGGUCGCAAACGGGAAUGUACAGCAAUAGUUUCCAGGCAAAAGGGAAACAAUCGAGCACCGAAGUUCACGUAACCAUGACAUUUAUUAGAAUUGUAUUUUAUGCGAGCACACACAACAAGUCCCGCGGCAGGGACCGAACGUCCUUAAUAAAAAGUUUAAGAGUGACCAGGAGCUCGUCCCUCGUCAGUUCCAAGUAUAUUUUUUGACCCCUUUACGCAAUCUGUCAGCGAUUUAAUAGAUCGGCAAUGAUCGAGCUGCUCCGAGACGUAAGCGUCUCGUACACGAUCCUCGCUAGAAUAAUGUUAAAUCACCGCAACGAAACCGAGUUGCCAUCGCACGUUGAUCGCACCUAGCGUAUGUAUUUAUUAAUUUAUCCGUAUCUCAUUGAAAGAUAUUUAUAUGUAAAUAGAGAGAACUAUACGGAGUCUCCGUCGCCGCGCGGUUCGAAGCGUUUUAUUUUUUUAUUUAUGAUACACCGACCCCGUGGCAAGAGAUUGUUCAAGUGCAAUAACAUUCUACUGUCCCGUUGUACAAAACGAAACGUUGAAAGUAUAUAAAUCACGGCGUAUCGAGUUGGCUAAUUUAAUUAAGGAGGUCUUCGUCCAAUUCCGGUUUAGCCAAUGGAACCGUUGGAAUCAGUGUCUUUAAUGGUGCUAAUGAACUUGACGACGAUUGAGUCAUAUCAGAGUUUCCCAAGCGAUUUGUUAAGUUUUCUAGAUUCUAUCGAAGUUGGUAGCCCAAAUACACGCAACAGGUUGCAUGGAGUUUUCCGAGUAGAACGGCCAAACAUGAUUUUCGUUCCAUUCAUACACAGACGUUCAUUUGUUGUAUGUACUCGAUUGACAAUCGCUGUUUACGUGCUUGUUAUACAUUCUUCAUUUUCGUAUUUUUGUAAUAAAUGUAUAUAUUCAAUCAUCCGCAGUGUAUGUUCCUAAGAAAUGGCCAGGGAAAGCUUCAAGCAGCCUGUAGCAGUGAAAUAAAUUAAUCUAUGGCCGUUACCGAGUAAAUUUAUUUGUUAACGAUGACUGAAGGAAACGAUUAUCUUAUAAGGACGCUACCGAUAGAAAGUAUUUUUUAAUUUUCAUUUGAAUUCCAGUUUCGCAGUCGAUGCGCGUUAGUUUCGUUAGAGUGCCGGUCAAAAGUAUGGGACCACUAGAAUUGUCGCCUCCCUACACGAAAGAGAUAUUAAAUUAUAUAACGAUUCAUUUAGACGAAUUAGUAUCGCGUCGGAUGCAUUGUUUGUAUACUACAUUAUCGUAAACACGUUUUUCGUUAUAGAACAAUUAAUUCAGUCACUAAUUCAUAAGGAAUAAUCACUUACAAUUUUUCUUUACGAAAUCCAACAUUUAUUUUAUCAAUCUGAAUUAACUGUUUCAAAUAACGAUUUAAGAUAUUAAGAAACAUCUUUCACUUCUUCAAAUUAACGAAAUUUGAUUGUAGUGUCUUGUAUUAAAAAUGUGGUAACAUAUACGAUAUAUUCUUCUAUUGGCCGUAAUAAACAAUGUAACACACCGUUCCUUAUUUUCAUGGAUUCUAAUAAAUAAAUCUUAGUUCCAUACGUGUGAUCGGUACCGCGAAUAAGAAAGAAAUCGUUGACCGUUCGAUCAUUUUUGUCAUUCAUUCAGAAGAAACGUGAGAUCGAUUUUAUUUUACAUAAUACAUUGUAUCGAUCAACGACACGCUUACAAUAGUACUUAGCAAUAUAUCUUCCCCUUGUUUUUCUACGUCGGGUGUAGUUACAUAGUAAGAGUCGAUCGAGCGUCUAUCCGAGGGAAACGUUUCAUCUCUUCCGUGUUUCCGUACAAUCUUUCCUACUAGGUUUACUCGAAAUCUUGAUUACGACAAAGUAUAUAUCGCGAUGUUAUUUAUUCUCGAAUAGAACAGUUGUAAUUUCAUAUUCGUUACCGAUGGAACAUUAUGUGUACGUAAUGUUACAUGCUGUUCAUGUACAGAUACCGUUAUCCCUUGGUAAAGUAUUUA
Nomia melanderi (Alkali bee) is the source of this 8342-nucleotide messenger RNA. RefSeq lists its product as uncharacterized. Gene Ontology annotation, molecular function: ATP binding; transmembrane receptor protein tyrosine kinase activity. The record is from RefSeq and is a predicted model, not a curated record. Gene Ontology annotation, cellular component: signaling receptor complex; plasma membrane. Lineage: Eukaryota; Metazoa; Arthropoda; Insecta; Hymenoptera; Halictidae. Gene Ontology annotation, biological process: cell surface receptor protein tyrosine kinase signaling pathway; positive regulation of kinase activity; multicellular organism development.